Molecule: messenger RNA, 1456 nt
Organism: Aaosphaeria arxii CBS 175.79
Lineage: Eukaryota; Fungi; Ascomycota; Dothideomycetes; Pleosporales
Exons: 2
Coding region: 275-1387 (370 amino acids)
Source: RefSeq, a predicted model, not a curated record
AUUGAGAAUACCACGCCAGAUACUCGCUCGUGCAUGUCUUAGCGAUGUAUGUGCAGGGAACCGCAGACUCUAUGUUUGAGAAAUAACGAAGGAGUUUCCCUCUUUGGACCAUUCAUUACGUCUUUCUGCUGUGAUACCUUUACAAGUGGGAGGUGUCUUGCUUGUUUAAUUGCCUCCGAUUGCACACAUAUAUGUCGACUGCAUUCUAUCUAGGCUUCGUGGCCGGCAUCUUGACAACUUCAUCGAUUCUCUCUACCACCUUCAAUCUCCCAUCAUGGCUGGCCACGGGACUUAUCCAUUGAAUGUCGAAUUGAGCCAAAGAUAUCUGGACGAGGACAAUAGCGCCCCGCUUCUGGCAACAUGCAUCACAUUCUUUACAAUUGAAAGCAUAUUCAUUGCCUUUCUCUAUGUAUCUCGUUACCUUAGCAAGGACCAGAAGGCCAAUAUGUGGAUGACUCUUCUCAUGACGGCUGGAUUCAUAUCAUGCUGUGGCAAGAUCACAUUGGGAAUCCUGGCCGUUGAAAUCGGCGGCGCAGGUCGUCAUAUGGCCUACUUACAUCGGAGCCACCCAGAGCAAAUCUCCAACCUGCUCAAGAUCCAAACUGCACUGCAAAUUGUGUGCCCGCUCACGACUUCACUCACAAAACUCGGCAUCCUCAGUCUCCUACACCAGAUUCUCGGCCGCACUUCCCAACGAACAAGCCUUAUAAUCAAGAUAACAUUCGGUCUCAGCCUUGCCAUCGCCAUCGUCCAAGUCAUAAUCCCGUUCGCGAACUGCAAGCCCUUCUCCAAGACCUGGACCUCCAUGGGGUCGGGAGAGUGCCUUGUAUCAGGCCUAGACCUAUGGCGAUAUCUCUCGAUUCCCAAUGUCGUAACAACGAUAAUCAUGAUCUGCAUUCCCUUACCUGUACUCUACAAGCUGAAGGUCAACCUCUCAACGAAGCUGGGGCUUGGUCUCGUUUUCGCCGUCUGCAUCGUCGGCGUCGUUGCUGCUAUCAUGCGUUUCCACUCCUUUCUCCAGGUGAAAAACUUCAACGACAUCUCCUACGAAAUCAUUGCUCCUCUGUGCUGGACCGUGGCCGAAUCCGGAAUCUAUCUCAUGGCAGGUGUGCUCCCUACAAUGCGACCCCUCGCACGAAAGGUCUUCCGCGACACCAGGUUUGAGAGGCUACUUAGUCGCAGUUUCGGAAGGACAACUGGUAGCUGGGGGAACAGGAGAGCGAGCCGGUUCGUCGGAAAGCCGUUGCCUGGUUCGCAACCGGUGGGUACUGAUGAUUUGACCACGACGAGCGAGUUGGAAUGUGGGAAGUUUUCAGAUGGGAGGUUCAGCGAUGAUGGAAGUGAGCAUGGGUAUGAGAAUAGGGUGAGGCCUAUGGGGAAGAUCUGAUUGCUAGCUCGUGAGUGAUGCAACAGUAUGUUGGAGGGUGACUUUUGGAUAUGGAUAUUCUGCCCGCCC